This is a messenger RNA of Uranotaenia lowii, 634 nucleotides long. RefSeq names its product histidine-rich glycoprotein-like. The record is from RefSeq and is a predicted model, not a curated record. NCBI's taxonomy places the organism in Eukaryota, Metazoa, Arthropoda, Insecta, Diptera, Culicidae. Gene Ontology annotation, cellular component: extracellular matrix. The coding region runs from base 121 to 564 and encodes 147 amino acids. The transcript is spliced from 2 exons.
GUGGUGUUCCUUGAAAAAACAUUCGGCAAAAUUGCAACGGAAAGUUGUUCUGACUGGGCAAUGAACCAGUUGCAGGGAAAAAAUGUUUCCAGCAUCCUUUAAACAUAUAAAAGUCGAACGAUGAAAUCCAAACAGUAUCAUUCAGCUUCAUUCACUGCUAGGAUCAUUCAAUUCUCAAUCAUAAUGUACAAGAUCGCUCUCCUCGUUCUGGCUCUGGUUGGUGCCAUUGCUGCCCAGCAACAUCACUACGAGCAGCAUCAUCAUGAGGAGGAACACCACGGACCAGUUCACUAUGAGUAUCAUUACGACAUCCAUGACGAUCACACCGGAGAUGUGCAUGGCCAGAAGGAGGAACGCAAGGAUCAUCAGACCCAGGGCGAAUACUAUCUGAUUGAUGCCGAUGGCCACAAGCGUACCGUGACCUAUCAUGUGGAUGGCAAGAGCGGAUUCAUCGCUCAGGUUCACCGGGAACCGAUCAAGGGAUAUCAGCAGCCUCAGGAACAUCAUCAUCAUCAGACUCAUAAGGUCGUGGCUGUUCCAGUUCACCAUGGCUAUCAUCAUUAGAAAAAAUAAUUCCAAUUAGUCGAUAGUUAGCACAAUUUUACCUGUCAAUAAAAGUGAUAAAUUCAAUUGA